This is a messenger RNA of Nerophis lumbriciformis (worm pipefish), 543 nucleotides long. Lineage: Eukaryota; Metazoa; Chordata; Actinopteri; Syngnathiformes; Syngnathidae. The record is from RefSeq and is a predicted model, not a curated record.
AUGUUCCCAAAUCAAGGUCCAUCCAAUCCAGCCUUUCCCCCUGGCUACAACCCUGCGUACCCCUCCGCCCCCAACGCAGGUGCCUUCCCGCAGCCCCCGCGUCAACAGUACCCGCCCGCACAGUAUCCAGCAGGCGUCAACCCAAUGAUGCCCACCGUCCCUCCGGGUGCAAUGCCCUACCCGGGGGUUCCAGGACCACACGCUUACCCCGUGGCCCCCGGCGGCUAUCCGGUAGCCCCUGUGGGAGGUGUCCACCCCACUGCGUACCCACGCUCCCCGAAGGGCCACCACCACAAAAAAAAGGGCCAUCAUAACAAGGGUCAUCAUCACCACGGGGGUGUCAACUCCCUUAAUCCCUUGAUGGGGGCAGUAGGUGGGGGCUUGGCUGGCAUGGGUUUGGCUGGCAUGGGAAUGAUGGGACACAAAGGUCACAAGAAGUUAAAGAAGCUGAAGAAAGGGCACAAAACGCACGGGCACCACAAACAUGGAGGCAAGUCUUCCAGUAGUAGCAGCAGCAGCAGUAGCAGCAGUGACUCCGACUGA